CUGUCCCUCGCCUGGUGCUGAAACGGCGGCUCUGGGUACUGCACGUCCCGCCCAUUUGCCCCGCCACUGUAUGGCUGACAUGGAAGAGGAACUCAAGUGCCCGGUCUGUGGCUCUUUCUACCGAGACCCCAUCAUCCUGCCGUGCUCGCACAAUGUUUGCCUGCCCUGUGCCCGCACCAUCUUGGUGCAGACUCCCGAGGCGGAGCCGCCGUCUCCCCAGGCCCGGGCCCGGGGCUCGGCCUCGGAUUAUGAUUACCUGGAGCUGGACAAGAUGAGCGUGUACAGCGAGGCGGACAGCGGCUAUGGUUCGUAUACGGGCAUCGCGCCGGCCACCCCCAGCCAGAAGUCUCCGAACGGCGUGCGGGUGUUCCCGCCUGCGCCGCUGCGCCACUCGAGCCUUACCUGCCCGCAGUGCCACCGCAGCGCUCUGCUGGAGGAGCGGGGACUCCGCGGCUUCGCCAGGAACCGCCUGCUGGAGGCCAUCGUCGGCCGCUACCAGCAAGGCCGCGCCGAGCACGCUCGCUGCCAGCUGUGCGAGCUAGCCUCGCAGGAGGCGGCCGUCCAUUGCGAGCAGUGCGACGUGUUCUACUGCGAGCCGUGCCAGCGGCGCUGCCACCCGGCCCGAGGAGCCCUGGCCAAACACCAGCUCAUCCCAGCCGGCCAGGUCCGUGCCCCCGCCCCCACCAAGAAACAACCGCUGCCCCGCAAGCUCUCCACCUGUACCGAGCACGAACUGGAGAACCACAGCAUGUACUGCGCCAGUUGCAAGAUCCCCGUGUGCUACCAGUGCCUGGACGAUGGGAAACACAGCAAGCAUGAAGUCAAGGCACUGGGAGCCAUGUGGAAACAACAUAAGGCUCAACUGUCUCAGGCAUUAAAUGGUGUGUCUGACAAAGCAAAGGAGGCCAAAGAGUUUUUGGUACAUUUGAAAAAUAUGAUCCAAUUAAUUCAGGAGAAUGGAGUGGAAGUUGAGGCAUGCCUUGUGGCACAGUGUGAUGCACUUGUUGAUGCAUUAAAUCGCCAGAAAGCCAAGUUACUUACUAGAGUUACCAAGGAGCGGGAAUUUAAACUAAAGGUUGUUCGUGAGCAGAUAAGCCACUGCACAUUGAAACUUCGCCAGACAACAGGUCUCAUGGAGUAUUGCCUAGAAGUAUUAAAAGAUAAUGAUCCCAGCGGAUUUCUACAGAUUUCAGAUGCUUUAAUCAAGCGUGUUCAAGUGUCUCAGGAGCAGUGGGUUAAAGGAGCUUUAGAAGCCAAAAUAAAUCCUGAAUUUGACCUGACUCUCGACAAUGGCCCAUUACUGCAGUCAAUUCACCAACUUGAUUUUAUUCAAAUGAAAAUUCCUUCUGCAGUGCCACCUGCACCAAUACUACAACUGGAGAAAUGUUGUACUAAUAACAACAUUGCCACACUUGCAUGGAAGGCACCUCCACUCAACCAGACUCAGAUCGAAGGCUACAUACUAGAACUUGAUGAUGGAAAUGGUGGGCACUUUCAGGAGGUGUAUGUUGGCAAAGAAACAGUGUGCACAGUAGACGGACUUCAGUUCAACAGUGUCUACAAUGCAAGAGUAAAAGCCUUUAACUCAGCAGGUGUUGGACCUUACAGUAAAACAGUUGUGUUGCAGACAUCUGAGGUGGCUUGGUUUACCUUUGAUCCCAAUUCUGCCCAUCCGGAUAUCCUUCUGUCUAAUGAUAACCUGACUGUUACGUGUAAUAGCUACGAUGAUCGCGUUGUGCUAGGAUCUGUUGCAUUCUCCAAAGGAAUCCAUUACUGGGAAUUGUCUAUUGAUCGCUAUGAUAACCACCCCGACCCUGCUUUUGGAGUGGCAAGAAUUAAUUUAGUAAAGGAUAUGAUGCUAGGCAAGGAUGAUAAGGCCUGGGCCAUGUAUGUUGACAACAACCGCAGUUGGUUUAUGCAUGGCAAUUCCCACACAAAUAGGACAGAAGGUGGGAUUUGUAAAGGUACAACAAUUGGAGUUCUCCUGGACCUAAGCAAGCAUAUCCUUUUAUUUUACAUCAACAAUGUUCAGCAAGGCCCUGUAGCCUUUGAAAAUUUGGAAGGCAUUUUUGUGCCUGCUAUCAGCAUUAAUAGGAAUGUCCAGGUAACACUUCACACAGGACUGGAAGUUCCAAAUCAUAUCAAACAAGGAAAAUCUUCAUCAUCCUGCAGCCCUAACAGCAAGUCUAAAUAUUGACUACCAACAAAAUACCAAACUAUCCAAGUAUAUUAUGUUUGUGCCAAGACUCCUGAUCCCAUAUAUAGAAAAAAUCAGAAAAACCUUUAAAGAACCACAAUUUCCACAGUUGCAACUAAACCUUAGUUACAUUACACAAGUGUAACAUGACACUCAAAAAUGUCUUUCAAUAAUAUAACAUUCAAAACUAUUUUCAAUAUUAACACUUUUUAAUCAAAUGACUGUCAAUGUUUAUGUUAGCAAAGUUGAAGUAAACAAAUAGAAGCUCCCAUUUCAUUGCAAAAGACUGUAGGUAGCAGUUAAGCAGCAACCUCUAAACUGUUACCUUUUUAUAAAAAGUGUACCUUAGAUUUUGAAAUCAUAAUAUUAAUUUUAAGGUGUACCACAUAAAAACAGUUUGGAUGUAUUUGGAUAAAAAUCUUCAUCUCUGAAAGGGAAUUAAGCUUCCUUUUAGCAGCAAGAGACAUUAUUUAAAUUAAUUUUCCUCAAACCUUAAAAUCUGCUUCCCUGCAACCUGUUUUCCCCACUGACAAUUGACAAAUGCCGACAAAGUAAAUCAAGUAUAUUUACAUGAUGGACAAGCUUGAGACAAUAGCAUUUGUCCAGGUAUUAGUUGUCAAACUGGAAAUCCUUCCAUAUGUCUUUGGCAGGCAGUAACAGCAGGAGAGUCUUCUGGUCAACCAAACCAUGUGGUAGCUGUAGCUCAACAAUUACAUGUUAGCCAUGUUAAAAACACUCGAUAUGCAGUCUCUUGUCAAAAGCUGUACACUGUGGCAAGCAUGCUUCACAUUUCAAGGAACUGCUGAUGUUGACUAUUUAACCCUGAUUCGGGUUGGAGAAACUCUAAGGAAUCCUGUCAUUCUGUAAAAUGGCAGUGCCCUGGCAUGCUGCCCAUUGGCCAUGAAGCAGAUGAUUAACCAGUCUGUCAUAACAACCAAUACAUCUGGGACUUGCUGAAUGCAUCUGUACAUAGCCAAUUGACAACAGCUAAUGAUGUCCCAGUAACUAUCUGAUUAUGCUUCCUAACAUAUAAAGGCAGGGCCAGUAUGCUGCCUUCCCAGCAUGUGAGUGCCAGCUUAAAUUCUCUCUACUCUUGCCCACUUCCUUCAACAUAAGGAAAAUCAUAGAUAGGAAAAUCAUUUGAACAGUCUUUUGAACAUGUAGUUGAGUGAAGAUAGGAGUAUCACUGUAGAGUUUUAUCCUGGAGAAUGGUAGCAAAAUGUCAGUCUAGAAAGGAGGGAGAGCAGUUCAUCCACACUGUUGUUCCUAGAAUCAAAUAACACAAAAUCUUUGAGACUUACCGAAGGAGAGAGUUGUUGAAACUGCCAAGAUGACUCCAGGAGUAUUGUUUCUUCACACCAGCAUUGACUACAUAUAUAGAGAGAUCAGCUGCUACAUGGGAGGGGGAAUGGGGACAGUUGUGGAAAAAAUAGAAAUAUUUUUUUCAAAGCCAUUUGGAGUAAAGUUUUAAUUUCAGCAGGCAGUCUGUGAUGUGCUUCACCCAAUUUUCCUUUAAUGAUUAGGAACAAUAAAUAAUCAAAUAAUAUUGUUUUCUCAUUAUCUUUUCACUACAAUGGAUAUAUUUUAAAAUAUUAUGAUUUUGUUUAGGGUUACGUCUCUAAAGAUAAAUAGUCUGCACCUCUCCUGUGCAAAGCAUGAGAUACUUAUUUCAACAUUUACCAGUACAGAGAUGAAUCCAGUUUAAAUUAACAAAUUCAAUUUAGUUUUUGCUACUCUUGACUGACAUACCUCCAAUCAUUGAUCUUUAUUCAUUUAUCUAAUUACGGAAGGAGUAUUCCUUCCUUUGCCUUGGAAUUAGCCGGUAAAAGUAUUUUUGUAUAUUUUCCUAAUCAACCUGUUUAGAGAUAUUAUUAUAAAACUCUAGAGUAGGUGAGGCUUGAACCCAGACCUCUUAGUUCGGAGGAAUGGACAUUACCAUUGCACCACAAGAGCCCCUCAUAAGUAUUUUCAUUGUGAUCUAAAGUAGCUGAAUGGAUUAAUGAGGGACUGCAAAAGACCAAAUUGACUUAUGCUGCUGUUGAGCAUUUUCUCACGGCUGACUGAAAAACACAGUGACCGAACACCUUAGCCUAUACCUUUCCACUCUUGAUCCAAGAAUGAUCAAAGGGACCUUGAGCUAAUUAAAAAUUCAAGUAUUGAUAUAUUUUAGCACCUAAGCUAACGCACUUGUUUCUUUUUCAGUUGAAUACGUAAAAUAUUUACAAUGUAGGAAAAAAUUUUAUGGAAAACAGUAUGCAGGAAAACACUUGCAAAUCUAUAUGAUGUAAACUAAAUGUUGAAGUAUGUAAAUUUAAUAGGUCUGUUUUGUGAUCGUGUCUGUUUUGCUAAUCUUUUAUGCUUUGAAAGGUCAAUUGAUGGUGGUGGCAGACACACAAAGUGUUUAAAGUGCUGUGGAAGACUGUUGCUUUGCAUGUAUAGUUGAACGAAAUUUGCCAAUGUUUCCUUGAUUAUGCACUUUGGCGUUAUUUAAUUUAGUGAUGUUCGAAACUUAGAGAAAUGUUCUAGAUGACAGUUUUAAAUUUACAUAAUUAUCAGACCUUCACAUAAUAUUAAUAAGUACUGGUAAUAGCCAAUGACAUCACAACAUUAUCAUUAUCAGUCUUAUUUCACAAUAGGUCUGCAUUCAAAAGGGCAGAGGGGCAGAACCUCACCAUCUCCUACAGAAGAUCAGUGGAGAACCUGGAGAAAGAGCAAAUAGGCACAUGCAAAGGUUGAGAGGCAGGAGAUGUGUGAUGUGAUUUUGUGAUCUUUGUGAUGUAUACUGCUCCUUGGCCAGCUACCCCAAUCUCUCUCUCACACACACACACACACCAAAGUUUUACCAAUUUCUCCUUUGCCAGAAGAUGCAGCUAAAACUUGUAAAUUUGACUCCCUGGGGGAUGUCCAAGUCUUCAGACUUGAUAACCAGUCAAUUGCUUUACCUUUCAAGUUUCGUACGUGUUUAGAGGAUCCUAUACUUGGAGAGAUCUUUAAGUGUGGGAAAUGUUAUACCAUUGGUGGACAAUGCUAAUUCUAAUCCCUGUGAGAUCAAACUGCAGAAUUCUUCUGAUAUGAGUUGAUUGGCUAUUUUAUUGAAAAAUAUGGAAAUACUGCACUUUAUUCUUUGUGAUGCCAAUGAGGGUGUUAGCAUGAAUGAGGGUGUUAGCAUGCACAAUGAGCUACCUCUACAAAGUUGUAAGUUCAAUACCAGUGUGAAGGGAUAACCCAGACUGACAUUCCAGUCUAACACAGUUGGAGGUGCCAUAUUUUUGAUGACCCCGUAGUAGGGAAGUCCACACUACUCAUUCAACGUGAAACCACUAAAAGAACAGAAUGACUGGUCAAUCAUUGAUUUCAUCGCAUUUUUGUGGAAUCUUGCUGUGCGAGGUGGCUACUGUUUACCAGUCUCUGUAAUUCAAUUAUAAUUAAAUGUUAUGAUUGGGGGUAAGAUGUUGUAUAAAUGCAAAUCUUCUUAUUCAACAGACUAAAACUGAUCCCAAGGAGUACCCUGAACAGUAAGCACAAUGGCAUUUCAGAUCGAAAGUAGACUAUGAUUUGUAAUGGCACUGAACUUAGUCUUACUGCAAAGCAUCACUUAUCUUGUUGGAGUCCACUGAUAUCUUCUUAGGGUAUAGAAUUGCUUUAAGAAUGGCCUCAAGCUCCUGAUCUGUAUUAUUGUUAUGGUGUUUUGUUUGAUAGGAACAGUCUCUUCUAUUGUUUUGCAUUAAAGGGGUAGUUUUUCUUAUUCAACCUGAAACACAUUAUUCUGCUGACCUCCAGGAUACUUAGAGGAUUGAACAGAAAGAUGGAUGGUCACUUGGCUCAAGUAGUGGAGGUUCAAGAACAUUCUAGAAUUGAGUAGGAACUAUUUAAUCAUACUUCUCAGCAAGAAGGAUUAUUGGGUCAAUUUCUGUAUUUAGAACCAGCUAGACUUCUGACAGCAUAAUUAUUGAACAGGAGCAUUCUUAGAUCAGGAUUCUCCCCCAGAUAUUGGUGUGCUCCGGACAUUUCACAAGCCCUACACUGAUACGUCCAGUAACAUGAAAUGGGGGAAUAUCUAUACAGUGAUAUUAUUCACAUGAAGUUCCCCUCCCUUUCACCUUAAAUUAUCAUUUUACUAUAUUGUGCUAUUACGUUUUCUUCAAAUUCACUGGUCACUCACAGUUGGAGCAGAUGACUUAUGGGUAGGAACAGGUACCUCACAAGCUGGUCUACAAAUGUGGCGUAUGCAUUUGGACUGAGCAGGUAUGAACCCCUGGGCUGAUUUAUCCCAUUACCUGCAGUCAUUCCUCUUUUCCUUAAUGGUCUGUAUGGGUAAUCUUCUUCAGUGUGUUGACAGUGGAAUGAAGAAUCAUAUUGGAUUGUUUUCAUUGUUGAAUGGAAGAACAAUCCAGUGUUCCAAAAUUUCUUAAGUUAAUGGUGUAUAGUUAUUACGUCCUUUCAAUUCAGGAGGGGAGCAGUGAUGCCUUGAUGGUGACCAUUAUAAUGUCUUAAAGAUAUUGUACCUGUAAAAUCAUUUUUACAGUUCACAAUGGCAUCCGCAGUAUGAGGAAGCCAUUCCAUUCUACAAAAGCUGGAGGCCAAAGUGGAAGUAUAUAGCACUUUUCAUAACCUGUAAACUUCCUAAAGCACUUCAAGCAAUUAUUUUUGAAUUACUUUCACUGUUGUAAUGAAGAAAGUAUGGUAGCUAAUUUACACACAGCAAGCUCUCACAAUCAGCAAUGAAAUAAAUUACCAGAUCAUCUGUUUUAGGCAUGGAUUGAAGUAUAAAUAUUUGCCAAGAUAAAGUUGAAAAACAGCUUAAUGCAGCUGAUUACAACAUCCUAGAUUUUAUAAAUAAGGAUUAUAGGGUAAUAAAAGCAAAGGGUAGUAUUAAGCUUAUAUAAAUCACUGCUUUAGGCCACUGCUGGAAUAUUGCAUCCAGUUUUGGUGCCUUUAAAGAUUUACCAGGGAUGAGAGGUAUUGGGUAGAAGGAAUGCAAGAGAUUUUAUUUUUAUUAGAAGAGGUAAAGUUAAGAGGAGACCUGAGAGAAAUUUAGAAUUAAGAAAGUUAUGCUAAAGUUCACAGUAAAAAUGAUUUCUAUGGUCUGAGGAAACCAGAGGCUAAAAAAAAUGAUUAAUAAAACAUAGGGAAAUUGUUGGAGAAAUUUCUUUAUGUAGAAAGUUGUUAGCACAAGGGAUGUCCUGUCAGAAUUGAUGGUGGAAGCAGAAACCAGAAAAAUUUUAAUGGGAAUGGAUCAAAAUUUAAAAAUAACAUUUGAAAGGUGAUAUAAGGGAGAAGGAAUUGGCACUGAAAUGAUGGGCAGAAUGGCCAUUUCUAAAUUUUGUUGUUCUACAAUUCCGUAAUUUGAACAAUUAAAUUCUUGUAAAGUCCCUAACUCUUUUACACUAUUUCUCUGACAUGUUGACCACACCUUGGGAAUGUAUUGAAUUUGAGAAUAUUGUCUACAUAAAAUUCAUAGUGAUGAAUUGAUGUGAAAUGAAUCAGUUAAACACUAGGGUAAUUCUCUCCAGUUGUUGUUUGAAUCUUUCCUUUCAAAGAUUUUUUUCUUAAGCUUUUUUUAUAAAAUAAAUCUUGUGGCAUGGUUAAAAUGUGAUUUCCAACUGGCUGCAACAAAGUAUUUAGUUAUGAGAACAGUUGUGAUGGGCUAGCAAUCCAAAGCAUUUGAUGAUGGCUCCUCUUGAGAAACUUUACCACUCAUAAAACAAAUCUCUCUCAGAGAAUCUGAAUGCAAAAUAAUGCUGAAAUCACAAGAUGGUAGUUUUAAAAUUUCAUUCUUCACACAGUGAGUUCAUUACCUGUAAACCUAUGGUAUUUUAAUACAAUUUUCUGAAAGCAGGGCUGCUAACUGUUUACUGAUGAGUACAAAAAAUUAGAUUUUUAAACAGGUAAAAUUGUCAAGUUUUUAAUAUUGCAAGUUAUUUUGUAACAAUCUGUUUUGAAUGUAUUGUUAUAAAUUUUGAGUGGAGCAUUUUAUGUAUUUACAGACUAUUUGUAAUCAGUAUUGUUUUAACAAACACACUAUGCAGCAGAAUAAACAACACUAACAGGUACAGUGGCGUUGU
Molecule: messenger RNA, 8262 nt
Organism: Chiloscyllium plagiosum (whitespotted bambooshark)
Lineage: Eukaryota; Metazoa; Chordata; Chondrichthyes; Orectolobiformes; Hemiscylliidae
Gene: trim67
Product: tripartite motif containing 67
Cellular component (GO): cytoplasm
Molecular function (GO): protein binding; zinc ion binding
Source: RefSeq, a predicted model, not a curated record